AUGAUGAUGGUGUCGGAUGACGUGAUCAUCGACGCAAAGGUCAAGGGGAGCUGGGCCAGGUUCCUGAAUUCCUCCUGCGACCCAAACUGCGUCACGCAGAAGUGGACCAACACGUCAGAUUCAGAGACACGUGUGGGAAUUUUCGCUAUGGAGGAUAUCAAGAAAGGUGAAGAGCUGACGUACAAUUACAUGUUCGAGCAUUUCGGGGCGCUGUCCGGAGAAACAGUCAGGUGCCUCUGUGGUUCCGCGAAGUGCGGUGGAACUCUGGAUAGAAAGAGAGGCAACAACGAGAACGUGCACGCGCGAGGCAAGGACCUGCAGCCGCAACCACCUAGAAAAGUACAGAAGAGAUAA
Molecule: messenger RNA, 354 nt
Organism: Pedinophyceae sp. YPF-701
Lineage: Eukaryota; Viridiplantae; Chlorophyta; Pedinophyceae
Source: the annotation of a GenBank genome assembly